Messenger RNA from Funneliformis geosporum, 1819 nucleotides. NCBI's taxonomy places the organism in Eukaryota, Fungi, Glomeromycota, Glomeromycetes, Glomerales, Glomeraceae. The record is from the annotation of a GenBank genome assembly.
AUGAAAUUUACUAUUCAUAAAUUAGAUAUUGUUGAUUCAAAACAAGAACCAGAUCAAUUAAAUACAUUUAUUGAUGGUAAUGUAACUAAUGUAAAGAAAUUUGCUCCAGAAUUAAUAAUUACUGAUGAUAACAAUGGAGGACUUAUAGUAUCAAAUUCUAAAAAAACAUCAAUUCACGACGGAAUAGAAGCAACGUCCGAUAUAGUUCCCUUUUUAAGUUUUUUACCACUUAUUAAAGUUGUAUCCGAAAUGUUCAAUGAAAUAAUAGAAAUAUAUCAAGCGGCUGAACAUAAUAAAAAAACUUGUGGGAUAUUGUUGGAUAGAGUCCAAAUAGCUGAUACUGCCGUAAGGUAUUUCAAAAAUCGUAGAGAUGAAAAUGGAGAAUUUUUAUCAGUAGGAAAUCUUUAUAAUUUGCAAAAAUUAGUUCAUGUAAUUGGUAAAAUUCGUAAAUUUGUUGGAGAUAUUACUCAAUUAACAGGUUUAUUCAAGUAUAUUCAAGCCAAAAGCAUUGAACGUGAUGUUAAAAAAUUAAGCAAUGAAUUUGAUUCCACUAUACAAAAAAUACAAUUUUUCCAGGCGUUUGAUUUUAAUAUAUAUGCAAUUAAAACAGCUAAAGAGAAUGAAAUCAUUAAGAAUGAUAUCAAAGAGUUACUUCAGUACCUUGAAGAUAUUGGCAGCGGUAUAACUGACGUGAAUCAAAAUGUUUCGGAAACGGUCAUUCAAAUUAAUGCCCUUAAUACUGCAGUAAAUCAAAUGGCACAAGUCUAUUCAACAGUUCAAUCAGAUGUAUUCCAAUGUGAAUUACUUGAAUAUUAUGAUUUUGAAGAAGAAGGAGAACCUAUAGAAAAUCAAAAUGUUAGAAAAUUUAAGAGAAGAAAAAAUGGAUUAAAUGAUUACGUCGCAUUAAAGUUGGUGGCUGACAAAGACAGCAGUGAUGAAAACAAAGCUAGUCUUAAAAGACAAGUCACAAUUUUAAAAAAAUUGAAAGAAUGUUGUUUUAUUAUUCAAUUACAUGGUUUAACUUCUUUUGAUGAUAGAUUUUAUUUGGUGACGGAAUGGGCUGAAUAUGGAAAUUUACGUGAAUAUUAUCAAAAAUAUGGCCCACUUGAAGUUAACCUAAAAUUAAAAUUUGCUCUUGACAUUGCUAGAGGCUUAAACUUCUUGAGCGCCGUUGAGAUCAUUCAUUGUGAUAUCAGAGCCGAAAAUAUCUUAAUAUCUGAUCAUGAAACUGCUAAAAUUGCAAAUUUUAAAUUAAGUCGAGCAGUAUCAGAUAGCACUCGAAAUCAAAAUGCAGCUCUUGAAGCUAUACGAUAUUGCGCCCCAGAAAAAUUAUCUGGUGGAAAAUAUAAAUAUGAUACCAAGUGUGAAGUUUACAGUUUUGGUAUACUUCUUUGGGAAAUUGCCGAAGAAAAAAUUCCUUAUGAAAAACUUGGUGAAAAUAUUUUAGAUAUACACAUGCAAGUUUAUUUCCACAAAUAUCGUGAAAAAUUAUCUUUCGGUUCUCCUUUACCAAAUGAAUAUCGUGAACUUGCGGUAAAAGCUGUUCAUCAAUAUCAUAAUUUUCGACCUCGAUUUUCAAAGAUUUUUACUAUACUACAAGAUCUUAAAAAGAAUGAUUGUGGACCACCUCCCGUGCCAAAACGUCCAGAUACUUCCGACUCUCUUAAAUUAUCAGAUGAUGAAGUAAAAGGAAUUAUGAAUAUACCAAAUUUUGCAGAUUUUGAUUACAUGACAGUAGAUGAAGCAACGAAACAACACAAACUUCGUGAUGGUAACCGCGAAUCAGCUUAUAAAUGUUUUGAAGCAUAUGCAGAAUUAG